UCCCGUCUAGUUCGGUCUAUAUAAUUUACGUAAUUAGUUAGAGAAUUUUAUAAUAACUAUAUUAAAAGAAAAAAAAUUUAAUUAAAUAAUAUACAAAAUAAAAAAAGGAAAUUAUUUGAUUUACAUAUUUUAUAAAAAAUUAAACGAUUUUAAUAUCUAACUGAAUAAAAUAAUAUUUUUAUAAUUACCAUUUUGUAUUAAACAAAAAAUAUUAAUAAAUAAAAUCAAUAAUGGCCAAAGCAUUAGUAAAUUUAGGAAAAUUUGUGUCUACAAAGAAUUUAACCGGUUUACCGGCAAUUUCUGCAUCAACUGGUUCCACUAAUGUAACACCAAGAAGAAACUAUGCGUCUAAGAGAAUUGAGGCCAAAAAUCCAGUGGUUGAAAUGGAUGGUGAUGAAAUGACCAGAAUUAUUUGGGCAUUUAUUAAAGAUAAACUUAUUUUCCCAUAUGUUAAGAUUGAAAGUUUGUACUAUGAUUUAGGAUUACCUUACAGGGAUCAAACAAAUGAUCAAGUCACUAUUGAUGCUGCGCAUGCUAUUUUAAAACAUAACGUUGGUAUUAAAUGUGCAACAAUUACUCCAGAUGAAGCUCGUGUAGAAGAAUUUAAAUUAAAAAAAAUGUGGCUGAGUCCAAAUGGCACAAUUCGUAAUAUACUAGGCGGUACAGUAUUCAGAGAACCAAUUUUAUGUAAAAACAUUCCAAGACUAGUCCCUGGUUGGACAAAACCAAUAAUUAUCGGUCGUCAUGCUCAUGGUGAUCAAUAUAAAGCAAAGGAUAUUGUUGUCAAAAAACCUGGAAAAGUAGAAUUAGUUUUCAAAGGAACGGAUGGUUCAGUAGAAAGACACGAAGUAUUUGAUUUUAAGACUUCUGGAGUUGUUAUGGGAAUGUAUAAUACAGACGAUUCGAUUGCUUCAUUUGCACAUUCAUCAUUCCAACUUGCCUUACAAAAAAAAUGGCCUUUAUAUCUAUCAACAAAAAAUACAAUUCUUAAAGGAUAUGACGGUCGUUUUAAAGAUAUCUUUCAGGAAAUUUAUGAAAAAGAAUAUGUUAGUGAAUUUGAAAAGAAUAAAAUUUGGUAUGAACAUCGAUUAAUUGAUGAUAUGGUUGCACAAACGUUAAAAUCUGAUGGUGGUUUCAUAUGGGCAUGUAAAAAUUAUGAUGGUGAUGUACAAUCAGAUGUUAUAGCUCAAGGAUAUGGUUCUUUAGGAAUGAUGACUUCUGUAUUAAUGUGUCCAGAUGGCAAGACAAUUGAAUCUGAAGCCGCUCAUGGUACAGUCACAAGACAUUAUAGACAACAUCAAAAAGGACUUCCAACAUCAACAAACCCGAUAGCCUCAAUAUUUGCAUGGACAAGAGGCUUAUUGCAUCGUGCCAAAUUGGAUAAUACACCAGAAUUAGCAAAAUUUGCACAGGCACUAGAGGGCGCUUGUGUAGAAUGUGUUGAAUCGGGUAAAAUGACCAAAGAUUUAGCUAUUUGUAUUCAUGGAAUGAAAAAUGUUAAAGAUAAUAUGUUUUUGAACACUGAAGAUUUCUUGCAAGCUAUUGCUGAACAUACGGAAAGAAAAAUGAAAUAAAUUAUUUAUUUUAAUAUAAAACUUUAAAUUUUAAAUUACUUAAUUUUGUCAUAAGCCUUCUUUUUUUUUAUUUUUCAAAUAAAAGUGUGC
Condylostylus longicornis is the source of this 1664-nucleotide messenger RNA. Its product is annotated as isocitrate dehydrogenase [NADP], mitochondrial-like. The record is from RefSeq and is a predicted model, not a curated record. Gene Ontology annotation, biological process: isocitrate metabolic process. Gene Ontology annotation, cellular component: mitochondrion. NCBI's taxonomy places the organism in Eukaryota, Metazoa, Arthropoda, Insecta, Diptera, Dolichopodidae. The coding region runs from base 231 to 1574 and encodes 447 amino acids. Gene Ontology annotation, molecular function: NAD binding; isocitrate dehydrogenase (NADP+) activity; magnesium ion binding. The transcript is spliced from 8 exons.